AUGGGUAAAUUCACUAUGCGGUUCCAUAGAUAUGACCACAAUUCAAACUAUAGCUACCUGGUGAUUCAGUCAUCGGCAAAUCAUAAUUAUGCAUGGAUUGCCAAUCGAAACCAACCCAUUUUGCACCCUUUGGAAAUUCUCACCUUGGACCAAAAUAAAACAUUGAAAAUUACACACGAAGAUGGUGACCCUGUUGUAUUUUACUUUGCAUAUGAAACUAGCAAUAGUGAUAAUAUUUCUGCUACCCUUUUAGAUUCUGGCAAUUUUGUCCUACAAGAUUGGAGAAAUGGUGGAUCAACCCAAAGGUUUUUGUGGCAAAGUUUUGAUUUUCCUUUAGACACCCUUCUGCCAGCUUCGGGUGCUUUCACUCUUGAUUGGGACUUGAAUCAACGAGAAUUGAAGAUUAGACGACACGGGGUAGUUUAUUGGAGUACUGGAGCUUUUAUGAAUGGGAGGUUUAAAUUUAUGUUGCCUGAUGAAACCAAGCUGAGGUAUAACUUUAGCAUUGUUUCAAAUGAAGAUGAAGACUCCUUCACUUACAAUCCUGUAGAUCAAAGUGGUAAAUCAGAGUUUGUGCUAACCAUAAUGGGGAGGCUGUAUGACUUUGACAGGAAAAUUGAUAUUGCAGAAGCAGAUUACUGUUAUGGCUCUAACACUGAUGCAGGGUGCCAGACAUGGGACCAACCGACUGUAGGAAUGAUGGUAAUAGAUUUGAGCAAGGAAGUGGUUACUUUAAUGUAA
Prunus mume (Japanese apricot) is the source of this 741-nucleotide messenger RNA. NCBI's taxonomy places the organism in Eukaryota, Viridiplantae, Streptophyta, Magnoliopsida, Rosales, Rosaceae. The record is from RefSeq and is a predicted model, not a curated record.